GUUACCUAGGUGACACAGGUACUGGAAGGAGGGAGGAGUCUGUGCUGCUUCCCAGGGCGGACCCGACAGACCUGACUGCUGAAGGACAGAAACAAGGUGCACUGUAAUUGACCCAAUCAUGCUGGUUGAGAUGCCUACAUUGGUCUUCCUUUAGUCUCAGGCACUCAUUGUAUGAUUCCCCCAUAAGAUGAAUUUAAACAACAAUCUAUACAAUAAUGAUAUCAGAAAUGCCCUUUUCUCUGAAGUUAUCGUUGGAAUCUUGGCCAACACCAUGCUUCUUCUCUUCCACAUCCUCACAUUCUUUCUGGAGCACAGGCCCAAGCCCACGGACCUGAUCCUUGUGCUGUUGCUCACCAUGGCCUUGAUGGCCACAGAUACCUUGCGGCUCCAAGGUUUUGGGGACAAGGACACAUGUAAACCAGUCAUCUACCUGUACAGGCUGAUGAGGAGCCUGUCCAUCUGUGCCAGCUGCCUGCUGAGUGUCCCCCAGGCCAUCACCCGCAGCCCCAGAAACUCCUGUCUGGCAAAGCUCAAAGAUAAAUCUCCAUACCACAGCAUAUGUUGCUUUCUUCUCCUUUGGGUCUUCUAUAUUUCCAUUAGUGGCCACUUCUUAGUCUCCAUUGUUGCUACCCCCAAUGUGACUUCACACAAUAUUGUCUCUGUCACCAAAUCCUGUUCUCUACAGACUUUGAACAGUUCCCUCAAGUCCUUACUGUCUACACUGGUCACAUUCCGGGACAUGUCUCUUACGGGGCUCCCGGGCCUCCCCAGUGGGUACAUGGUGACUCUCCUGUGCAGGCACAAGAGGCGGUGCCAGCAUCUUCACCGCACCAGCCUUUCUCCAAGAGCAUCCCCAGAGCAAGGGGACCGGACCAUUCUGUCAUUCACGAGCGUCUUUGUGCUAUGUACCUGUUGGACAGUGUUGUCUCCUCCUUGA
This is a messenger RNA of Dipodomys spectabilis (banner-tailed kangaroo rat), 937 nucleotides long. Its product is annotated as vomeronasal type-1 receptor 90-like. The record is from RefSeq and is a predicted model, not a curated record. Gene Ontology annotation, molecular function: pheromone receptor activity. Gene Ontology annotation, cellular component: membrane. Lineage: Eukaryota; Metazoa; Chordata; Mammalia; Rodentia; Heteromyidae. Gene Ontology annotation, biological process: G protein-coupled receptor signaling pathway.